AUGGAUAAUAAAUGUGCCAUAAUCAAGCUUCCUCAUCAUUUACAACAAAAACUGUGUCAUACACGACCAUUAUACAGACAAGGGAAAAAAUUAACGUCUGUGAAGGUUUAUACAAUAAAUGAUGAAUCAAAACAUUUGAUGAUAUGUGGAGUACCCAAACUCCAAUUAGGUGAAGAAGUGAGAAAACUUGUUGAACCUUAUGGUACUAUCGAAAAGAUAUACAUAGUACCUGAUUACCCUACAGAAGAAUUUACAGAAACAUAUUAUGUGCAAUAUAUUCAUGUACAAAGUGCAAGAAUAGCAAAGCGGUACGUUGAUGGUAAAAAUUUUUAUGGUGGUUCGUUACAUGUUUUUUAUGUACCUGAACUUGAAAGUAUCUCAGACACUAAAGAGAAGCUUCUACAGCGUCAAAAAGAAGUAGCUAUGCGUAUAAAGAAGAAUCAGAAAGAUAUGUUAAACCCAAAUGUUGAUAAAUUUCUUCCUAAAGAACAAUAUAACAGAAGAAAAAAAACGCCUGCUUUACCAUUGACAGAAGAGCGACUCCAUCAACAGUAUCCUGGAAAAACAUUAGUUUCUAUUUAUGAUGGUAUACCACAAAGUUUAGAUCCAAGAGCAGUAUGUGAACCUAAUUCUGUGGAAAAUAAAAGAAAAAAUUACAAAGGACAGUCUGUCAAUACUAAUGUCAAAGUUAGAAUUGUCAGGCCACAAAUUAUUGAUACAAAUACUAUAGUGAAACGAGAUACCUCAAAUAAGAAUGUAUUUUCUAGUCAAAAAAAAGUACAAAGUAAUAUAACUAUUAAGUUAAUACCGAGAAAUGAUAAUGGAAAAAAAAGGAUUGUAAUAAAAAAUCCAAGCGUAUCCCAAUUGGUACAACCAAGUAAAAAUUUACAAUCGUCAAUUGAUAAAGCCAAAUCACAAAUACGAACAGCUAUGCAAAUGAAUAGUAAGGAAAACCCAUGA
This is a messenger RNA of Heterotrigona itama, 960 nucleotides long. Lineage: Eukaryota; Metazoa; Arthropoda; Insecta; Hymenoptera; Apidae. The record is from the annotation of a GenBank genome assembly.